AUGGAUGAGGCCCGCAGGCAGGAAAAGGGACCCCAGAAGGGGGAGCUCGGGGGCUCCAAAGUAUGGCCGGUCCUGUCCGCUGUCAUCGUUCUGUCCGCCAUUACUCGAUUCCACCGCCUGGGGGAGCCACCGCACGUCUGGUAUUGCACAUUCUCCCCUCCCCCUCUGGGGAAGAUGCUGAUUGGAUUGGCCGGACAUGUGACUGGUUACAAUGGUUCCUUCUCCUUCCUGAAGCCUGGGCAGAGCUAUGAAGACCACAACUACCUGGGCAUGAGAGGGUUCUGCGCCUUCCUGGGCUCCGGGCUCCCGCCGCUCACCUUCCUCAUCGUCCUGCAGCUCUCGGGAUCACUAUCUGCCGCCCUGCUGGCCGCCGUCCUCAUUCUGCUGGACACCGGCUGCAUCACCCUGACCCAGUACAUCCUGCUGGACCCGGCGCUCCUCUUCUUCAUCAUGGCCGCCGUGCUCAGUAUGGUCAAGUUCAAUGCCUGUCACUGCAGGCCGUUCAGCGCCCCCUGGUGGCUGUGGUUGGUCCUGAGCGGUGUCAGCCUGUCCGGCGCCAUGGCUGUGAAGUUCGUCGGCCUGUUUGCGGUGAUCUUGGUCGGUGUGAAUACGGUGAGGGACCUGUGGAGGAUUCUGGGAGAUCUCGGCCUGACGCUGGAUGUUUUCCUGCGUCACCUGGCGGCUCGCGUCCUCUGCCUGAUUGUCGUGCCGCUCGCCCUCUACGCGCUCGUCUUCGCCGUACAUUUCACCGUCCUCAAUAAAAGCGGCCCCGGCGACGGUUUCUUCAGCUCCGCCUUCCAGUCCCGUCUGAUUGGGAACAAUCUGCACAACGCCUCUAUGCCCGAGCAUUUGGCGUACGGUUCGGUUAUUACACUGAAGAACAUGCGCACCGCCACCGGAUACCUGCACUCCCACUGGCACUUGUACCCGGAGGGGGUGGGAGCGCGCCAGCAGCAGGUGAGCACCCAGAAGAU
Molecule: messenger RNA, 974 nt
Organism: Nanorana parkeri
Lineage: Eukaryota; Metazoa; Chordata; Amphibia; Anura; Dicroglossidae
Product: protein O-mannosyl-transferase 2-like
Exons: 9
Biological process (GO): protein O-linked glycosylation via mannose
Cellular component (GO): endoplasmic reticulum; membrane
Molecular function (GO): dolichyl-phosphate-mannose-protein mannosyltransferase activity
Source: RefSeq, a predicted model, not a curated record